AUGGAGUCAAACUUCAUCGGCGACGACUACGGACCACUCUUCCACUAUCAGUAUCGAUUGAUAGUCAUCGGCGAUUCUACAGUAGGCAAAUCCAGCCUUUUGCGCUAUUUUACCGAGGGAAAAAUGGCCGAAAUCAGUGAUCCCACUGUUGGCGUCGAUUUUUAUGCCAGAAUGAUCGAGUUGAGGCCUGGAUAUCGUGUGAAAUUACAGUUAUGGGAUACUGCCGGGCAGGAAAAAUUUCGCUCCAUCACCAAAUCCUACUACCGUAACUCUGUCGGAGUCCUGGCAAUCUACGACAUAACAAAUCGAAAAUCCUUUGAACACGUCGAGAAUUGGGUCAAGGAGGCGGCGCAGAACCUGGGCGGUCCGUCGCCCGGAAAAUGCGUUUUUCAGUUGGUUGGCACAAAGUGCGAUAUGGAAGCGCAGAGACAGGUCAACUACGAGGAAGGCGAAUAUUUUGCGAAAUAUCACAAAAUGAAGUUCAUCGAGACGUCGUCGCGAAGCGGCGACAAUGUCAAUGAGGCGUUUCAUAUGAUUGCUCAGGAGAACGAAGCUUCCCGACUGGAGACAAUCAAGGAGCGUGUGGAUGUUGAUAAUUGA
This is a messenger RNA of Caenorhabditis briggsae, 600 nucleotides long. RefSeq names its product Protein CBR-RAB-39 (gene Cbr-rab-39). Gene Ontology annotation, cellular component: Golgi membrane. Gene Ontology annotation, molecular function: GTPase activity; GTP binding. Lineage: Eukaryota; Metazoa; Nematoda; Chromadorea; Rhabditida; Rhabditidae. The coding region runs from base 1 to 600 and encodes 199 amino acids. The transcript has 4 exons. The record is from RefSeq and is a predicted model, not a curated record.